Messenger RNA from Ambispora gerdemannii, 127 nucleotides. NCBI's taxonomy places the organism in Eukaryota, Fungi, Glomeromycota, Glomeromycetes, Archaeosporales, Ambisporaceae. The record is from the annotation of a GenBank genome assembly.
AUGUUCAAGGUGUUACACAUCAUGAUGCACAGUUAUGGUGCACAUGAUAAGCUUUAUAACACGGGAUUCGAUUUGUCCACGUGCACCGCUUCCCCAUUUUGGAGAAUAAAGCGAUAUCACGAAAUUA